AUGUCUGCACGGAGCUCUGAAGUAGACGUCGAGAAGGAAGGGACGGUAAAGGUCGAGCCAGGGAGGGUGUAUGGUGGGAAGGAAGCGCUCGAGGGGGCGGAGUUGGGCGCGCAGGGGGGUGUCAAGCGGAAUCUCAAGGCGCGGCAUCUGCAGAUGAUUGCGCUCGGCGGAACGAUCGGUACAGGCUUGUUCGUCGGCGCAGGCUCGGCAUUGGCGACGGGCGGAGCGGCCGGGAUCUUCUUGGGCUACUCGAGCGUCGGCAUGAUCGUCUAUGCGGUCAUGGUCGCACUGGGCGAGAUGACGGCUCUGUAUCCCGUAAAUGGCGCCUUCGUACACUACGCCAGCCGCUUUGUCGACCCCUCACUCGGCUUUGCGCUGGGAUGGAACUACUGGUACAACUGGGCCAUCACAAUCCCAACCGAAAUCGUCGCCGCCGCACUCGUCCUCGACUACUGGCCCCGCGCCGCAGAAAUCAACGUCGCGGUAUGGAUAACGGUCUUCUUCAUCGUUAUCACCACUUUCAACUUCAUGGGCGUCGGAGCGUACGGAGAGGCAGAGUUUUGGUUCGCGUUGAUCAAGAUCGUCACCCUCCUCGGCUUGAUCCUCGUCGCACUAAUCAUCACAGCCGGCGGCGUCCCGACAAGCGACUCCUCCGAAUACCCCAUCGGCUUCCGCUAUUGGAACGAAGUGCCGUUCCAACAGCAGAACGGGAUCCCAGGCUCGCUUGGAAGGUUCUUGUCCUUCUGGACUGUUUUCCUCCAAGCCUCCUUCAGUUUCCUAGGUACCGAAAUAGUCGCUCUCACUGCUGGAGAAGCCGAGAACCCGCGCCGGAACGUCCCCAAAGCGAUCAAGCGCGUGUUUGCGAGGAUCGUGUUUUUCUACGUGGUGGGAGUGUUCAUGAUGAGUUUGAUCGUGUCGCCUAACGAUCCGGGGUUGUUGAACAACUCGGGAACGGCUGCGUCUCCCUGGGUUAUCGGCAUCGAGAAGGCGGGCAUCAAAGUCCUCCCACACAUCGUCAACGGCGUAAUCCUCACCGCCGCCUUCUCCGCCGGCAACUCUGACCUCUACGCCGCCUCUCGCACCCUCUACGGCCUCGCAUGCGACGGUCAAGCUCCGCGCAUCUUUGCCAAGUGCCUCAAGAAUGGGUUGCCCAUCUGGAGUCUGGUCGCGACGGCGAGUGUUGGGUUCUUGGCGUAUAUGAAUUGUGGGACGGGAGGGGAGAGGGCGUUCAACUACCUCGUCGCCAUCGCCUCCGUCACAGGCCUAAUCUCCUGGCUCGUCAUCCUCAUCACCUACCUGCGCUUCUUCUACGGCGCGCGCAAGCAAGGAAUCGACCGCGAUGCGUUCCCUUACAAAGCCCCGCUCCAGCCUUGGGCUUCGUACGCCGCUGCGUUCAUGAUCACCGUUAUCAUCAUCUUCUCGGAUUAUCAGGUCUUCCUUGCCGGAAGCUGGGACAUCGGUUCCUUCCUCUCAGCCUACAUCACCAUUCCCUGGUUCUUCCUCAUGCUCAUCGCAUGGAAGGUCUGGAAGAAAACGACUUUUGUCCGCCUCGAAGCGAUGGACUUCUCCUCUGGCCGCCGAGCGCUCGACCUGAUGGAGGAGGAACAGCAGAGGAUGUAUAGGCCGCCGCAGACUUGGUGGGAGAAGGUUUGGGACUGGCUCAUGUGA
Messenger RNA from Rhodotorula toruloides NP11, 1668 nucleotides. Its product is annotated as amino acid transmembrane transporter. The transcript has 15 exons. Lineage: Eukaryota; Fungi; Basidiomycota; Microbotryomycetes; Sporidiobolales; Sporidiobolaceae. Bases 1 to 1668 code for a protein of 555 amino acids. Gene Ontology annotation, cellular component: membrane. Gene Ontology annotation, biological process: amino acid transmembrane transport. Gene Ontology annotation, molecular function: amino acid transmembrane transporter activity. The record is from RefSeq and is a predicted model, not a curated record.